CCGUCCCGCCGGUCCCUCCAUCCCCUCCGUCCCGCCGAGCCAUGAGGCACCUCGUCCUCCUGCUCUGCGCCACCCUGACCGGCUGCCUCGCGGCGCGGCUGGCGCAGACUGCGCCGCCGGCAGAGGCUGCGGCGCCGGCAGGAGCAGAAGGAGGAGAUGGCCCCACCGCCGAGCUGCCGGAGCGUGUGCCGGCAGCCAAGCCGCCGGUCAAGUUCAACCUCCGCUCCUCGCCGGACGCCGAAGAGGAUGGUUGUGCGCUCACCCUUGGCCACCACAACUGUUUGGAGGACUGCAAAUUCAACGUGACGGCGAAAACCUUCUUCAUCAUCCACGGCUGGACGAUGAGUGGCAUGUUUGAAACCUGGCUGGGCAGCUUGGUGUCUGCUCUUCAGGAGAGGGAGAAGGAUGCCAAUGUGGUGGUGGUGGACUGGCUGCCCCUUGCCCACCAGCUCUACACCGACGCCGUGAACAACACACAGAUCGUGGGGAAGAGCAUCGCCAGGCUGCUCGACUGGUUGCAGGAGAACCCACUCUUCAAGCUUGAGAACGUCCACCUGAUUGGGUACAGCCUGGGUGCCCACGUUGCUGGCUUUGCUGGUAACCAUGUCCAUGGGACAAUAGGCAGAAUCACAGGCUUGGAUCCAGCUGGCCCCAUGUUUGAGGGGGUGGACCCUAGCAAGCGCCUCUCCCCCGAUGAUGCCAGCUUCGUGGAUGUCCUUCACACCUACACGAGGGAGACGCUGGGUGUGAGCAUCGGGAUCCAGAUGCCUGUGGGCCACGUGGACAUCUACCCCAAUGGGGGAGACUUCCAGCCUGGCUGUGGUUUAAGUGAUGUCUUGGGAGCCAUUGCCUAUGGGACCAUCGGUGAGGUGGUGAAAUGUGAACACGAGCGCUCUGUGCACCUCUUUGUGGACUCCCUGGUCAACCAAGACAAGCAGAGCUUCGCCUUCCAGUGCACCGACUCCAGCCGCUUCAAGAAGGGCAUCUGCCUGAGCUGCCGCAAGAACCGCUGCAACGGCAUCGGCUACAACGCCAGGAAGACUCGCAACAGGAGGAACAGCAAGAUGUACCUGAAGACAAGGGCAGACAUGCCCUUCAAAGUCUACCAUUACCAGAUGAAAAUGCAUGUCUUCAGCUACAACAGCCUGGGAGAGGUUGACCCUACGUUCUCUGUCACCCUGCAUGGCACCAAUGGAGACUCUGAACCUCUCCCUCUUGAAAUGCUGGAUCAAAUUGGCCUCAACGCUACUAACACCUUCCUGGUGUAUACUGAAGAGGACAUGGGUGAGCUGCUGAAGAUAAAGCUCACCUGGGAGGGAACAUCUCAGUCGUGGUAUGAUCUGUGGAAAGAGCUGAAGAGCUACUGGUACCGACCUGUGAAGGCUCUGCAGGAGCUGCACGUCAGACGCAUACGUGUGAAGUCUGGGGAGACCCAGCAGAGGUUUGCUUUCUGUGUGGAAGAUUCCCAGCUAACCAGCAUAUCACCUGGUAAAGAGCUCUGGUUCGUGAAGUGCACAGAGGAAUGGCAAAAAAGAUCUGUCUCAAACAUGCUCUGAAGACUUCUCUAAAGACUCACAGCAGAGCAACCUAGAUGCAUGAAGACCACACAGGUGGCAAGAAAAAUCCAUCUUGGUAGCACUUAAAAGCAACUAACUCUUCAGGACAAACCAUCUUGGAUCAGAUGCAAGAAGCUGAGGAGCAACUGAUGUACUGUGGUCCUAGACCUAGAGUAACUAAUAACUAUGUUCACCCACCCCUAAGGAGCCUGGUUUGUGCAUUUAACCUUACCCUGCCCUCCUGCACGCUGUGUUUCCUGCCCUGCUCCCAUUAGCCAGGACUAUGGAUGAGAUCUUCAGAGAUCUGAGCCUCAACAAUGAUCUUCUGGUCUGCCUGCCAGUGGAGUUGAGAAGCCAACCAUCAGCCUGCUGGUGAUGGAGCUGCCAAGAACAAGCUAGCAUCUAACAUGGGAGUUACCAUGAGUCCUAUAGCACUAUGGGAAGCACAGGUCAAGUGUGGGGGGUUGUUCAGGGGAGGAAUGGGGAUAAGCACAAUGCCACUUAACUUCAAAUUGCCCUUUGCUUGCCUUAAAAGAAAAAUAAUCUGUUCUGUGUCUGGCUGAUACCAAAACCUCU
This is a messenger RNA of Dryobates pubescens (Downy woodpecker), 2132 nucleotides long. It is a transcript of the gene LIPG, whose product is annotated as lipase G, endothelial type. Gene Ontology annotation, biological process: lipid metabolic process. The coding region runs from base 42 to 1556 and encodes 504 amino acids. Gene Ontology annotation, molecular function: lipoprotein lipase activity; protein binding. The record is from RefSeq and is a predicted model, not a curated record. The transcript has 10 exons. Lineage: Eukaryota; Metazoa; Chordata; Aves; Piciformes; Picidae.